This is a messenger RNA of Paramecium pentaurelia, 1244 nucleotides long. NCBI's taxonomy places the organism in Eukaryota, Ciliophora, Oligohymenophorea, Peniculida, Parameciidae. The record is from the annotation of a GenBank genome assembly.
AAUGUAAAAAGUCUUAGCUUUUAUAAUGACUAUUUAUUUAGUCAGCUCUAUUGAUCCAAGUAUGGUGUAAUUGAGUACUGAAAAAAUAGAUGAACUUUCUUAAAGUAAUUUGGGGAAAUUUAUUAUUGAAAUGGCUUAGACACAUGCAGAAAUGAGAGGUCCAUUAGGUAUGAAUGAGAAAUAACUAUAAAGAUGAUUUAGUGACAGCAAUUGGAGAUUUAGAAAAUGAAUUAACUACUGAAUUAUAAUAAUUAGAAGAUGAUUUUACUAGAUCAACAAAUUAACAUUAAAUAACAUAAGAAAACUUAGAUAUUAAUAUAGGUCAAACAGAAAUCAACAUAUUUAAUCAAAAAGACUUUAUUGAUGCAAUAUUAUUACCAAGCAUUGAUUAAACUAAUUAAAAAAUAGAUAGAUUGAAUGGUUUUAUAAAUGAUAAUAGAGAUUCAUUAGCAAGAGAAACAUUAAAUAGAUAAAAUUAACAUUAAGCUUAUUUAGAUAGAGGUAAUAUAAAAUAAAAAUAGUAGUAAGUGAACAUUAAAGUGCUAUAAAUGCAGUGGAUGAAGCAUUAUAAUUGAUCAAUUCCUUAAUUAAUGGAAAUAUAGCAUUCACUGAGAAAGCAACAAUUCAUUAGGCUGUCAAAAGAGUUAAUAAUAAAAUUGCAAAAACCAGCACUAUUCAUCCAGUUGUUGAAGCCUUACUUUAAUUGACUUAAAACUUCUCAGAUUAAGGAUAAGCAUAGAAAAUAAGAGAUUUAUUAUAAGAUACUAGAAAUUAAUUAGUUGCUAGUCUAAAUUAAGUAAUAAUGAUGUGAUAUAAAUUAAUUAGGAAAAUACUGAUGAAAAAUAAAUUUAAGAGACUUGGACAGAGAGAUAAAAAACAUUAAACACAGAGUAUUAAGAAUUUAAGAGAUCUCUUCUUGAAGCUACUUAUGUAUUGGCUGCCUAUUAAAGUAUUUAUAAAUUAAUAUUUUUAGAUAAAUUGAAAUCAACUUAAGAAGCUUUAGAAUAAAAUGAACGUGAUUUAUAAAAUUACACAGAAUCUUUAUGUAAAUUAUAUUAUAUAUAUAUAUUUAAAUUAGAAUAAGAUAAAGAUGCUUAAGCUUAAGAAAUCCAAAUUUAUAAUGAAUUGAAGGCUCAAUAUUAAAUUUAACUCUAAACUACUAGAAAUGCUAAAGAUUUUGUAAACUCUUCAGAAUUUAGUACAGUCAUUAGAAACAAAUUAAAUUAAGGAGGAUUGGUAUGAUU